AUGAGUUCUCGUACGUUUGUCGCUGCACAGCCAUAUACAGCUGAGGAUCCCAGCAACGAGUUUUCUUUUGAAGCUGGGGAGCAGUUCAUUGAGGCCAACAACCCAGAGGCGAGCCCUAAUGACGCGUGGGUUUUGGUGUACCGUCCCGGAGCCCCAUCCGUCUCUAAAUAUGUUCCUGUUGACAAACUAAUAGAGGAAAGGGUCGUUUCUUCCAAGUAUAGACAGCCAAAGACGCUAAGUAGCACCAUCAGCGACAGUCCUAGUGCACGGGCUUCUGCGGCCAGCGCAGAAUUAGUUAGUGUCAUCAGCAAUGCUCCACCAUCCAGGGAUGCAAAGAGGUCUACAGUUUCAUCUAUCCAAAGGGGCGAUCCUCCACUGUCAACUGGUUCGGAUGAUAUCAAUUCAAAGCUCAGUGAUGCAGCAGCUUCGGGCAUGACAUUUGGGGGCACGCUGGCAUCGACCUUCAAAGCAAUUCUGGAAAAGCAUGAGGCGUACUUUGGGAAUGUUGCAAAGAAACGGGAAGAGAGCUUUGCUAAAAUUAGUUCGUCAAUCGGAGAGGCCAGUACAGAGCUUGCUAGAUGUCGCGAGCGGAAUACAGCAAUAAGGGAGCAGAUUGCGGAAUUAGAUACUAUGAUAGCUGCAGAACGAGCCCGAUGGCGGCAGCUUGCAGGGGACAGGCCUGAUGUAUAA
Molecule: messenger RNA, 690 nt
Organism: Giardia duodenalis
Lineage: Eukaryota; Fornicata; Diplomonadida; Hexamitidae
Exons: 1
Coding region: 1-690 (229 amino acids)
Source: RefSeq, a predicted model, not a curated record